GGCGAAUCUGAGAGACGGGAGAAAUUGUGUAGUUGUAGUUCGGUAGUUCCCAUUACGAUUCCUCUGCUCUCCUCGGAGGAUGAUUCCUACUCGUUUCCCUCUCUCUCUCUCUCUCUCUCUCACUCUUCAUUUUUCUCCUUCGAUUCUCUGCCUUUGCAAUCGCAUCUUCUUCCACCCACAUUUUGCAGGAUGUUCUGAGGGCCGUGUCGGCGAAACACAAGUGGGAUUUGAACGACACGCGAGUAACCAAGUUGGAUGUCGGAAAGGUGAGGUUCGGCACCUCCCAGAGCUACGAGUUCCGAAUCGGGGUGGGCACUGAUAACUUCACCCUCAAGUUCGCCGACCAAGUUGCGUCAUGGAACAAGUUCAGAACGCCCUUUCCCGAUUUACCCUCUCUCCUUCACCGACUCGCUUCUUUCCCACUCCUUCACACCCUCAAAUUGGAAGGCCCCUUUGCGCUGCGGGUCGAUGGCCUUCACCACCUAUCUCUAUCACUCCCCAUGAAUGUUUCAUACACUGGUUUGAAACACAUCCUUGUUGGUGAAGGUAUUAUGGUUGAAGUAAGAAGAGCACAAGAAAUCUCUGUUUUUUACUCUUCUGAUCUUGAUCUGCAAAUGAAUGGAAGUGCCAUGUGUAGUGUGGGGAAGAGUGACCUUUGGCCCUUUCUGCAUUCAACAUGCAUGGCUUUGAUUCCUAUUCGGAUAUCAGGGUCGGCAUCUUUGGUUGCUUAUAGAGCUCGAAACCCUUAUGCAUACAUAACAACUACCUUGAUUUCAGAGGAUGCUAUUGAGCUGCUUCCAGAAAAAUGUUAUCAUGGUCAUAUGUUUAGGAAGCGAGCAUGCCCCAUGGAUUCUGUAAGUUUGAGAUUAAGCAUGUUGGAAAAAAUUUUGAGGAGUCUUCUUGGUCGUAAGAUACUUCAAGAUCAGCUUUCUGGCCUUCUCAAAGCAAAUAUUAAAGCAUCAGCUGUUAUAAAGUUCCCAUUAGAAUUAGAAAGAGACAUAAGGAAUAAUGUCACUAUUAAUCGUACAAUUCCUGAUUGGAGAACAAGGCCUAGUUUUGAAAGGUUGUGGUUUGAGAUAUUGGCUAGAGUUGAGGAAAACAGGCUCAAGCCUCUUUUGAUCAAGAAAGUAAAACCUUUUAUUGAAUCUGUUUCGGUUUCCUGGGCCAAUUUGAUGUCCAAUAUGUCAUAUGCUAAAUUGAGACCCGUUUUUCUUCCUCCGGAGCCUCUUACACUGGAUGUGAAAUGGUAGGAGAAUCUCUUGUAAGUCAUUAUAUCUUUUUUUGACACUUGAUUAGGUUCCGUUUGUAGAUUCUUCUGUUGAUCUUGUUAUAUGCGAGAGGUCACCAAUUCUUGUAAAAUAUUACUCAUGGUCCUGUAAAUACCAAAAUAGGAGAGGAUAAAGAAGAAAAAAAUAAUUUGCUUUUACACGAUUUCCUACUUCCUGGCCUUCUGGGACAUGAACCUAAUUCUUGAAUUGGUACCUCUGAUGAAGCAGUCUGGACUAACCUGGUGUGCUUUAUCGGAAUGUGGAUUUUUUUCCAUGCUAAGUGAUUGUGCUGAUUAUGAAAUAUAAAAAAAAUAUACGGGGAAGGUAUUGUUGUAUGUGUGGUGUGAUACUGCAAGAACAUAGUUAUCCUUAAAUGUAAUGUCAUUCUUGACAUGCUGAAAUUUUUAAGAAGUCUUGUAUGUUUGCAGAGUGUAUCUUAAACUUUCAAUAUGAAUCUUGGUCUUGGGCUUUUUGCUCCCCUUUAGCUUA
Molecule: messenger RNA, 1757 nt
Organism: Cajanus cajan (pigeon pea)
Lineage: Eukaryota; Viridiplantae; Streptophyta; Magnoliopsida; Fabales; Fabaceae
Product: signal peptidase I
Source: RefSeq, a predicted model, not a curated record